Aphis gossypii (cotton aphid) is the source of this 5271-nucleotide messenger RNA. RefSeq lists its product as uncharacterized. The transcript has a single exon. Gene Ontology annotation, biological process: DNA integration. Lineage: Eukaryota; Metazoa; Arthropoda; Insecta; Hemiptera; Aphididae. The record is from RefSeq and is a predicted model, not a curated record. Gene Ontology annotation, molecular function: nucleic acid binding. The coding region runs from base 1 to 5271 and encodes 1756 amino acids.
AUGUCGCUCACCACUGAUAACAACGCUCGUGAUAUGCGUGCCAAAGAAAGGGCAUCAAUAAAACGUGAUACGAUCGUCGCAGAAAUUCGGUCUAUUUAUCAAUUAGCACAGAAGGCUGCGGAAGAUGGUAAUUUAUAUUCUCAAUUAGUAAUCGCCACUAAUGAUCUGGAUUUGUUAUGGGCGAACUUUGUUGCCGAAGAUGAUGCGUUCUUAAAUUCAUUAUUGGAUUUGGGUUUAAGUGAUCAAUAUUCCGGUGCACUUAAGGUGGAAGUUCGUGGGUUCAUAUCUUUUUCCAAAUCUAUAUUACGGAAUUAUGAAUCGCAACCAGGCUCCGUAGGAGCAGAGUCCGUGUUAAAUCAGAGUAUCAGGUCCGAACCAGCAUCCCAGGGGUGUGGAAACGCAGAUCAAUCGCAACCUGAGCGUGUCGUCAAUACGUCACAUAUAGAUCCGACGGAUUGUGGGAACUCACCAACAUCAGACUCUGCUUAUGUACGUUUGCCUGAGAUCCCUCUACCUGUGUUUGACGGAAAUAUUUAUAAAUGGCCGGCCUUUCGUGAUCAUUUUAUCGAUAUGGUAGAUAAGAAACCUCGCACCACUGAUAGCGCCAAAUUAUAUUAUUUACGUGGUUGUUUGAAAGGGGACGCUGCCGAUGCAGUACGCGGGAUUCCCGUUUCUGCCAGCGCGUAUAAGCUUACCUGGGCCACCUUGGAGUCACGGUAUGAUAAGCCUCGCAUGUUGGCUAGCGCUGUUGUUGAAAAAAUUCUAGCUGCACCCGAGUCAUCCGAAAAAUCGCUGGCAAGUCUCACGAAAUUUAUCACCACCUUUGACGAGGGCGUGUCGGUACUGAGGUCAUUGAAUAUUCCCGACAUGGGAGACUUUAUAUUGUUUUCAAUCGCUUCCCGUUGCCUACCACUGUCUUGCCGAACGCUUUUUGAAACCAAUUGUCAUGAAGAUUAUCCCACAGUUUCAUCCUUAUUCACAUUUCUAAAGGCUCGCGUAGCAGUAUUAGAACGUGUUGGACACUCAGCAUCUCUCGGACCAGCCACUAAGCACGUGCAAAAGAAUGCUUCGCACAGAUCUCAAAAACCUGGUGGCAUAUCAUCCUUUGUGACCUCGGGGACUCCGCCGUCCGUAUGUAAAUGUUGUAGUGGUGCACAUGCUGUUUCCGCGUGUUCAAAGUUUAAGGGUUGGCCUCUUCAGCAACGGGUCCAAUGGGUCCGUGAUCAGCGCAUCUGUUUCUUGUGUUUGAGUGAUAAGCACUGGUCGAACCGUUGCUCGUCCAAGGUAAAGUGUUCGAAAUGUUCCCGUAAGCACCACGUUUUAAUUCACGAAGAUCAGCCGCCACCCCAAGGGAAGGAUCCCGCGGGCUCGAAGAACGAAUUCGACUCGACUGCGGCCACCUCAAUGUGCGGUCUCUCCGAAUCGCGUUCGAUAUUGCUCGGUACAGCAUUAGUACAUAUCCGCGAUUCCUCUGGUGUCCUACAUACAGUUCGCGCGUUGAUUGACUCUGCAUCGCAGAUCAGCGCUAUUACUACGGGCUGUGUGGCGCGUCUUGGUCUCCGAAAAACCCCUUGGACGGCCCCUGUAACUGGACUAUCUGGUGCGCCUGUUGCAAGCACUGAAGGGAUCGUCAAUUGUCAAGUCCAACCCCGGUUCGCGGACGAGCCGAUCAUUUCGGUGAAGGCUUGGGUGUUCCCAACUAUCACGUCUGACAUGCCUCGUCAAUCCCUACCGGAAAUCGUGGCCCAGAAAUUCACACAUUUGGCUUUAGCCGAUCCAUCGUUCGCUACACCAUCACCAAUAGAUUUACUGUUGGGUGCUGAUAUUUUUUCUUCUGCGUUGAACGGCAAGCGUGUUGAGGUGGGAAACGUUUAUCCAGUGGCAUUUGGCUCGAUCUUCGGGUGGAUUUUGAUUGGACCAGUUCCCUCAAAUGCCAUGUCAGCUUUUCAUGCCAUUCCUGUCUCGUUGACAACUUCGAUAGAAUCCUUGAUGGAUCGUUUCUGGCAUGUGGAAGAGCCGAAUGCAGCUCCGGAAACAUUUACUGUUGACGGUAAAUGUGAGGCCAUUUUUCGAAACGAGUGCUCUCGUGAUCCCGAAGGCCGUUUCACGGUUCCAUUACCAUUCCGUGAAAAGGUGACCUCCGACGCAUUUCAUGGGUCUCGUGCUAUAGCUCUGAAGCGUUUCGAGAAUUUAGAGCGCAAGCUCCACGCCGAUCCUCGACUCCGCGACAUGUAUGUACAAUUUAUGUCCGAGUACAUCAGCCUAGGCCAUAUGACUGUUGCGGCUGCUCCCGGACGUUAUUUCAUCCCACAUCAUGCCGUAUACCGAGCAUCGGUCCCUAGUUCGAAAAUUCGCGUCGUUUUUGACGCUUCGGCAGCAUCGUCCACUGGCACUUCCUUGAAUAAUUGUCUGCUUACAGGUCCCAAGUUGCAGCAAGAUGUAGUUGAUAUUCUAUUACUGUUCCGUUUGUCUCGUUAUGCAUUUACCACUGACGUGUGCAAGAUGUAUCGACAGAUCCUGGUCAAUCCCGAGUACAGACCAUUCCAGCAUAUUUUUUGGCGGGACUCGCCAUUCGCUGAACUCAAAGAAUACGAGCUGAACACCGUCACCUACGGUGUCAAUUGUGCUCCAUAUCUUGCUAUGCGGGUUAUCAAAUCAGUCGCUGAACAGGAUUGUAAAGAUUGUCCGGCUGUGCAGUAUGCACUGCUUAAACAGACCUAUGUUGACGAUAUAUGCACUGGUGCCGACUCGGAGAAAGAAGUUUUAGAAUUGCAAUCAUCUAUUAUUUCCAUAAUGGCUGGUGCUGGUUUUGAAUUAAAAAAAUGGUCGAGCAAUAACAGAGAGGUUUUGGAUUGUGUUGCCCCAGAAGAUCGUGCCACUGGAUCGACAUCAUUCGACGGUAACGAUGUAUCCGGAGUAAAGGUCUUAGGGCUUCAGUGGGACCACCGUGAGGACAAUUUCAAUUAUGCAUUUCAACUUGAAUCAGUCGUUCAAACAAAACGCGGGAUGCUCUCUCUGAUCGCCCAGAUUUUUGACCCACUUGGAUUCCUUGCCCCGACGAUAUUUGCUGCGAAACACCUUAUGCAAAGGGUAUGGUCGUCCCACGUGUCAUGGGAUGAAACCUUGCCGGACGAUCUGGCUGAGCUAUGGCGGAAUUUUGUGGCAGACCUGCACAUCCUAUCAGAUUUAAAGGUACCUCGCUUCAUAGGUACGCGCCUACGUAGUCGAUGUAUUCUAUGCGGAUUUUGUGAUGCCUCGGAAAGAGGAUACGCGGCAGUGGUUUACAUCCGACUGGAGGACACCAAUGAUCAGAGAUCAGUAGUAUUGCUAGGUUCCAAGACUAAGUUGGCUCCCAUGAAACCAAUGACUAUUCCUCGACUGGAGUUAUGUGCCGCUGUGUUGUUGUCAAAAUGGCUACAUCGUAUCCAGCUCACGCUCAGUGUUCGUCUUAAUAUUACACACAUAUUUGCAUGGUCUGAUUCAUCCAUCGUUCUAAGCUGGUUGACGGCACCCCAUCAGUCUUUCAAAAUUUUUGUAUCCAAUAGAGUGCAUAAAAUUCAGUCGCUGUUGCCCACGUCUCGGUGGCACCAUAUUGGAUCGUCUGACAAUCCAGCAGAUUGCGCUUCUCGCGGACUCACUCCAUCAGAACUACUUAAUCAUCAACUGUAUUGGGAAGGACCACGAUGUUUGCACUCUCCAAUAGAAACCUGGUCUACUGACUUUCAGGCAGUCCCCGCAGAUCAACUACCCGAACUAAGGGUUACCCAAACAGUCCUCACCACAAUUGAACCAGAGAGUGAAUGGUUCAGUAGAUUUUCGUCCUAUACUCAAAUGAUACGUGUUGUGGCUCGAGUAAAAAGAUUCUUAUAUUGUUGUCGUCACGGCCGACCAUUAGUUCAAAAUUCUUGGCUUUCUCGCAGCGAUCUAGAUGCUGCUAUUGUUACAAUUACGCGCUCGGCUCAGCAAUUUGCAUUCCCUGCCCUUCAUCGAGAACUGUCGGUGAACUCGGAGGUGUCCAACAGUGCCCUUGCUCGCUUAAGACCAUUUAUAAAUGAAAAGGGGCUAAUCUGCGUAGGAGGUCGCCUACGUUACUCAGAUUUGCCAGAAGCACAGAAAUUCCCAAUGUUGUUGCCGAAGUCGUCGCACCUGUCCAUGUUGAUAGUUCGCCAUUGGCACCAAGUCACGUUCCAUAGUGGGCCCCGCGUGUUAACAAGUAUCAUUGCCAGAGAAUUUUGGAUCUUGUCAUUGCGUUCCCUUAUUCGGUCAGUUAUCAGUAAAUGUACAAGAUGUGUCCGUAUAGCAGCAGUUCAUCCUCAGCCAGUGAUGGCUGAUCUCCCUCGAUCACGAGUGUCCGAGUGUCGUCCGUUUUCCCGGGUUGGCAUUGACUUUGCAGGCCCACUUAAGAUGACAGAAAACCGCCUGCGCAAGUCCCGGGAAUACAAGGUCUACAUCGCCGUCUUUGUGUGUUUCGUCGUCAAAGCGGUUCAUCUAGAAGUGGUAUCAGACCUGUCAACCAAGGCGUUUCUAGCGGCUUUAGAUCGAUUCGUCGCACGACGUGGCAUUCCCACCGACAUAUACACAGAUUGCGGAACCAAUUUCGUUGGCGCUGCUCGCCAACUUAAUGACUUGAUCAAUGAUGUUGCUAAUCGUGAUCACAUCUCCGCCUCUGUUCGAACUACAUGGCAUUUCAACCCACCUAGUGCGCCGCACUUCGGGGGAUUAUGGGAGGCUGCCGUGCGUUCAACGAAAUCCUUGAUGGUGAAAGUGAUGGGGGAGCACACCUUCACUCUAGAAGAGUUUACCACAAUAAUCUGUCGGAUUGAAGCUAUUUUAAAUUCCCGGCCGUUGACACCGACUUCUACCGACCCUUCAGAUUUAGAUUGCUUGACUCCGGGUCAUUUUUUGAUUGGGCAACCCCUGUUGACAAUUCCCACGAGUGAAGACAACGGGUCCAUAUGUCGACUAUCUAUUGCUAAUCGCUGGAAACUCUUACACCAGUGUGUUCAGGCCUUUUGGAAACGGUGGCGAGACGAAUACCUGCAGACGCUGCAAUGCCGUCAUCGAUGGUCUUCGGACGCACCCUCUUUAGCAUUAGGCGACAUGGUGGUCAUUAAAGAUGCCAAUUCUCCACCACUGACGUGGCGCCUUGGGCGUGUCAUCGAACUUAUGCCAGGCUCGGAUGGUGUAGUUCGAGUGGUCCGCGUCAGCACACAACAGGGAUCCAUGGUUCGCCCUGUCGUAAAGUUAGUUUUGUUACCAGCCACUCAGUGA